ACGUUUAUUGGGAUAUUUACAGCAAAUCUACUUGCAUUAAAGUGCAUCUGAAGUGGUUUAGAUCUAUAGUAUAGCAAAAUGUCUAUUUUGACAGUAAUCAUUGUUGUUGCUGUUUUUACGGCAGCACAUAGCAUACCUACUGCACUGGAUCAGGCUGAUGAGGCCAAGAGAAGAGCAGCUGGGGUCGCGAAUGAGCUCUACGGAACACUGAGGAAUAUAGCUUUCCCUGCUGGCAAUGUUCCAGCCACAGAGAUUGAAAACAGAUUUUUGAUGCUGAUGCCUGGCAAGGUACUGAACUACUUUGACUACUUUCCUGGAAAGGAGUACACCAAGUUCAUACAGGAUUACAACACUAGGCGCAAAGAAUCAGUAGUUCCUCCUCAUGUAAUGGAAAAAUGGUUUGACCUUGCUGAUACUAUUCCUAGUUCUAACUAUUUGGUUAGUCAAGACACAGGGAAAAGUCUGGCAAAUGUCUACAAGUCUAUACUGCACGAAAUUAAGAUCACUGGUCUUGAAGAAAGGACCCAAAAUGAGCAACAUUACUAUAAUCAAGGUGUUGAUUUCCUUACUAAAAAAGUUGCAGACCCUGAAAACCUACUGAAUAACAUCACGAUGUUGGCUCUCUAUGAACGAUAUCGUGACCAGUAUAAUGACCGCAAGCUUGAUAUGGAAGACAAGAUAGAAGACAAAAGACUGAAUUUUGGAUCACUUGACUAUGAGCUAUGGUUCCAGCGUCACUAUCCUUCCCUGCAGUCAAGAGUAGAAAGUGCAUACACCAAGUGGAUGGUUUUUGGGCAGAAAGAAAGGGUCGAGCUGAACAUUGCAUACAUGGACACAGGGUCGUCUGGUCAGACUAUCGAGGAAGCACGAGCAGCAAUGAGGGCCGCUGGUGUCCAAUCCCUGGACAGAACAAGAAGUAUUUAUCCUGUUAGCUUUGAGCCUUCUGACUGGUACAAGUACCUACUGCCAAAGCAACAACGCCCCAGCAGAGAUCAGCUUCAGGUUAUGCUUGGCAAACUUCAAAGUAGACUGGAUGCUACAGAGACAACAAUAACUUUUGUACAAGAAAUUAAAACAGGUUCUGAUGUACAUCGAUAUGUGAAUGACUUGAAGGAUCGAUUCGAUUUUUUAAAACAGCAAGCCAGUGCUAAUGUGACAAGUCACCUCAACAUGAUGUACACUUGCAUGAUCGACAAUACAGGAACAGGACCUGAAUGUAAAAAAUUUCAGAAAAAUGCUAAGCCUACCAUAAAUUCCUUGGUAGCUCAAUCAGACGAAUAUGCAAGCUCCGAGUUCCUCAGAUAUUUGACUGAACCAAAUGGAAAUUACAUUGAAUCGCUUAAGAACGAGGCAAAUCGUCUUAAAGAUGAAAUGUCUCGUAUCUAUUCUCUUUUAGGCGAGGCUAGUCCGUACCUUGGUGGUCUAAUUGAUGCAUCAUCACUAGCUAUUGCUAAUCUCACCAAUGAAUACAAAGACGACCAAUGGUUGCAGUUUGAGUACGAAUCGUCAGACUCUUCUAGCAAAACAGAUGAUACCCAUACGACUUCCAGCUCAUCAACAGGUGGUGGUGCUCACUUCUUUUUCUUUGGUGGGGGUGGAAGCUCAUCUUCCAGUUCUGAUGAACGCACACAUGAAAACAAACUAGCAAUGGCAAAUAUUUCAGUCAAAGGAGAGCUUCUUCGUGUCAACAUAAAGAGACCAUGGUUCAAGCCCGAGAUAUUUGAUGAUCCUGGAUUAACCUAUAUUGAGAGUGAUGAGGAUGACAGAAGAACAUAUGUUUCACCUGGAAGGGGAUAUAACAACGAAGACGCCUACUACAAUGCAUUACUGAGCGGUGAACGACGUUAUAAGCUUCCAGAAUAUACCACGUCCUUUCUUCUUGCUCGGAGUAUAGAAAUGGAGUUCAGUGGUCUAGAUUCCUCUACAAGCAACUACUACUUGUCCACGGUUACCAAGUCUAGCGGCAGUGGCGGGUUCCUAUUCUUUCGUGUGCACCACUCUGAAACUAAAACGAAACAAGUAUCUCAUGUUGCGGCUUCUAAAACAGCUUCAGGCAUGAGGAUCAAGAUUCCUGGUGCUCAGAUUAUUGGUUACUACACUGAAACUCUCCCACUGUUCCCUCAAGAUCAAAGUUAAAUAUAUGCACAUGUGUGCAACUGCAACGAACUGCAAUAAAUACAGUAGAGAGUAACUGUGAACAUUAUAGAAGUAUACAUUAUUAAUAGUCUGUCUGUAUUAUAAUUAUAUCAUGUACGGAGUGUCCACAAACUUAUUUAUUAGUCUGAGCUAUAUACAGUAUCAGUUUGUUUAUGCAGCUAUAAUAAUGGAGCUAAUAUUUCUGUUAUUGAA
Molecule: messenger RNA, 2349 nt
Organism: Halichondria panicea
Lineage: Eukaryota; Metazoa; Porifera; Demospongiae; Suberitida; Halichondriidae
Exons: 4
Coding region: 79-2136 (685 amino acids)
Source: RefSeq, a predicted model, not a curated record